AACAAGAAUUCAAACAAAGAUAGAAUCUCAUGACCAGCUUUGCAUUUAUUGGUAUACAAGUUUUUAAGUUGAAGCAAGAAGAAGAAAUUGUCUUAUUGUGGUCCUAGCUAACAAAAAAUGGAAGAAUCUUGUCUGAAUUCCAAAUGGUUAGUACUAUCAUACUUCCAUUGCUCAAUUCUCGUUAUGUCUAUGGCUGUCUCAAGCUUGGAAUUUAAAGGUGAUGAACAAGUUUUGUUAGACUUGAAAGUUAGAAUAACAAAUGAUCCAUUCCAAGUAAUGGCUUCUUGGAAUAAUUCUCUCCAUUACUGCAAUUGGACAGGCAUAACAUGCAACCCCUCCAUUGAAAGAGUCAUGAUUCUUGACUUGAGAUCACAAAAACUCGUUGGCUCUAUACCGUCUUCUAUUGGGAAUCUCACGUUUCUCACAUCCAUAAAUCUUAGAAAUAAUAGCUUCUAUGGUGAAAUCCCAAUGGAAAUUGGCAACCUCCUUCAGCUGCAACAUCUCAAUCUCACUUGGAAUUCUUUUACUGGAACCAUUCCUUCUAAUCUGACUUACUGUAAACAACUUAGAUCACUUGCUCUAGAAUAUAAUAGGCUUGUUGGUAAAAUACCCGAUCAACUCAUUUCACUUUCAAAGUUGAAUUAUUUAGGAUUUGGAAGCAACAAUCUCACUGGAAGUAUCCCAUCUUGGAUUGGAAACUUUUCGUCGCUUCGUGGUCUUUCCCUUGCCAUUAACAAUCUUCAAGGACAAAUACCUCAAGAUAUUGGCCGUUUGUCAAACCUGCAAAUCUUCCAAGUUUAUGGAAAUCAGUUGAAUGGUACAAUUCCUCAAUCUGUUUUCAAUAUUUCCUCUCUUUACUAUUUCUCUGUUACUCAAAACUUGCUGUAUGGAGAGCUUCCAUCAGAUAUAGGCCUAACUCUUCCAAAUCUUGAGGUGUUUGCUGCUGCUGUGAACAACUUCACUGGAUCGAUUCCCGUUUCUUUAUCAAAUGCUUCAAAACUUAGUGUUAUUGAAUUGUCUCAAAAUAACCUCACUGGAAAUGUUCCUACAAGUUUAGGACAAUUACAGUGGUUGUACAGGAUCAAUUUUGAGAUCAAUAGUCUUGGGAGCAACAGGAAUGAGGAUUUGAGGUUUCUUGAUUUCUUAGUUAACUGUACAAGUCUUCAAGUUUUAAGCUUUGAGGACAAUUUAUUGGGCGGCGAACUGCCUAAAACCAUCGGUAACCUUUCCACGAGACUUGAAAUAUUUGGUCUUGGUUAUAAUAGGAUAAUUGGUUCUGUUCCUGCUGGACUAGGAAACCUUGUCAAUUUGACACGUUUAUCGCUUGAUAAUAACAACUUCAGAGGCAGUGUUCCUGAGUCUUUAGGUAAGCUUCGACACCUACAAGGAUUGGAAUUGAAUGGAAACAAGUUUUCAGGAAUUAUUCCAUCUUCUUUUGGUAACUUGACAUCUCUAACAACUUUACACAUUGAGGAUAAUGAACUAGAAGGGAACAUACCUCCGGAGCUCGGACAGUGUACCAGUUUAUCAGUACUAAACCUUACUGGAAAUAAUCUUGUUGGUUCCAUACCAAAGGAGCUUGCAGGUCUUUUUUCACUUUCAAUUUCUUUGGCCUUAGCGAAUAAUUCUUUGACCGGUUCCUUGCCAGCUGAAAUGGGAAAGUUGAUAAAUCUCAAGGAAAUGGAUAUUUCACAUAACAAAUUAUCAGGUGAAAUUCCAAGCACACUCAGCAGCUGUGUCAGUUUAUACCGCUUCAUCGCGAAUAAUAACCUGUUUCGAGGAAGAAUUCCUGAAUCCUUGAAAGGAUUAAGAGUUUUAGAAGAAAUUGAUUUGUCACACAACAACAUCUCAGGAGGAAUACCAGAGUUUCUUGGCAAACUUCCAUAUCUUAGGAAGCUUGAUCUUUCAUUCAAUGAACUUGAAGGCAAAGUACCAAACGAAGGGAUCUUUGUGAAUGAAAGUGCAGUUUCAAUUUCAGGGAAUCGUAAACUAUGUGGAGGUCCUCCAAACUACAAUUUUCCUGCAUGCCCUACACAAAAAGAUCCAGCAUCAAAGAAACACAUUCAUUCAAGGACAAAAGUAGCGAUUAUUAUUUCAGUUACAUUUUUAUUUCUACUUUUGUGUUCUUUUACUGCUUGCUAUAUAGUAAUUAGGAAGCGAGAUCUCAGUGCACGGUUCUCAAGAGAAAGGCAAUCUGAACAUUUUGAUGAUGACGAACCAACUUUAGCUAAUGAUCCAUCUUUGGCAGCAAAGAUAACUUACCAAGAUAUAUUUAAGUCAACCAAUGGAUUUUCUGAGGAUAAUCUGGUUGGUACUGGAAGUUUUGGUUCUGUAUACAAAGGACAGUUUCAGGUUUUUGAUAAAGUUAUGGCAGUGAAAGUAUUGAACCUACGACAAAGAGGUGCAUUGAAAAGCUUUUUGGAUGAAUGUAGAGUUUUGAAAAGUAUAAGGCAUCGUAAUCUCCUUAAGAUCGUAGCUGCUUGUUCAAGCAUCGAUUACCAAGGUAAUGACUUCAAAUGCAUAGUAUUUGAAUUCAUGGCGAAUGGAAGCCUAGAUGAUUGGUUGCACUCAAAAAGUGAUGAGCAAUACCUCAACAUUAUCCAAAGGCUAAACAUAGCAAUAGAUGUUGCUUCAGCACUUGAUUAUCUCCACAACAAUUGCCAAGUACCAAUUGUUCACUGUGAUUUAAAACCGAGCAACAUUCUACUUGAUGAAGAGAUGACUGCCCAUGUUGGUGAUUUUGGAUUGGCAAAAUUCCUCCUCAAGUCAAAUGAAUCGUGGAAUAAACAGACUUCUAUUGCACUAAAGGGUUCUAUAGGUUAUAUCCCACCAGAAUAUGGAUCAGGUGUAAGUGUGUCCACUUUUGGAGAUGUUUAUAGCUAUGGUAUCAUGUUGCUAGAGUUGUUCACUGGUAGAAGGCCAACCGAUGUAAUAUUCAAAGAUGGCCUGAAUAUUCACCAAUAUGUCAAAACCACUUUGCCUAGACAUGUUAUGGAGAUUGCUGAUCCAGCAUUGCUUUUAGCAUAUGAAGAAAACAGCAAAAAAGAGGACAAUGCGAGUGAUUUGGAAGAAAAGGCAAUACUUGAAGAUGAUGAGCACAUAUCCCAGCUAAAUGCCAGCACUAUGAUAGAAGGAUGCUUGGUUUCAAUCUUGAAAAUUGGACUUUUAUGUUCUAGCUCAUCGCCAAGAGAUCGGAUGCCAAUAAGUAUAGCUUUGGACAAGAUUCAUACAAUCAAGAAUUUAUAUCUACAAUCUAAGAGGAGAAAUAAUAGUACCAAAAAGAUCAGAUGCGAAGUUUAAAUGCUGGAUAAAAGGUGAUGGAUUUGAAAUGGAAACUCAAGCCUUCAUCAUAAAUCAUCUCGAGCCAACAUCACGUGGCCUUACUCGAGACUGGAACUCGUGCAACGCUGCUGACGACAUUAGAUAGAUUGAUUAUAGAACAUUGUUUUGUACUAAAUGUAAAUUAAGAACUACGUGCGGGCUUGAUCCCCUCUUAAGGAUUUGUUACGUUGGCGGGGUAAGUAGGCAGCCUGAGACCAAGAUGAUCUCAGGUGCAGCCCCUUUUAGUUUUAAGAAAAUAUACUGUUUAUGUUUAUAGCUUAUUAACACUCCUUACAAAGAUAGGCGACUUGUUGUAUGUUUUUUUGGCAAUUGAUAACUGGCAUCAGUUUUGUAAUACAUGCCUCGAUAAAAUGAUUGGGGAACUCUAUUCUAUUUCA
This is a messenger RNA of Nicotiana tabacum (common tobacco), 3719 nucleotides long. RefSeq lists its product as uncharacterized. Gene Ontology annotation, molecular function: protein binding; protein kinase activity; ATP binding. The record is from RefSeq and is a predicted model, not a curated record. Gene Ontology annotation, biological process: protein phosphorylation. Lineage: Eukaryota; Viridiplantae; Streptophyta; Magnoliopsida; Solanales; Solanaceae.